AUGGAAAGACGGAAGCUCCCAUGCAUCUCGCACGCGUUUCGAUUAGCUUUUCGUGUUGACGAGCAGCAAAGGGCGCACACGGAGCAGCAACCACAAACCACAGUAGUAUACUGCAGGAAAGCAACACAAAGCUCAGGAAGCGGCCAAGAAAAGCCUGCCUCUAAUUUGGGCAUGAAUCAUGGAAGCGGCAAAGAAAAGCGGCCCCGGGCUCGCCGCCUUUGGAGUCUGGAGUGUCUGUUGGUUAAUGGUGGGAAUGGCCAUCACCGGACGUGGCCCAGGCCUCUGAAAUUAACCUGCUGUCUAGCUCAUCUCUGCAGUUCACUGACAUCUACCAACUCAUGCCAAUCUUUGAGGCACUGCAACUCCUUGUUAGUGAUUGUCGUCCUUGGCAAGCACCAGCUUCACCAACCCUCCACCAUCUCUAAGAUGAGGGUUUGCAAGGCCCCCGAGCUGCUGAAGAAGGCGGUGACGGCGUUCAAGAGCAAGACUGACGCUAUGAGGACAAAGCUCCCGAUCCUGGCCUCGCUCCGCCGAAGGAUGGCGAUGGUCGGCGCGAUGUCUCGCAGGAUCCACGCGCUCAUGUCGUCGGACCGGGAGAAGCAGGACAGGUUGGAGUACGGAGACAAGGCUCUCGUGCUGCGCAAGGCGAUGGCGGCGAGCCAGGAGCCAGCUGCUGCUGAUCAUGAACGUGAUGGCAUGAUCGAUCUCUCCGAGGUGGCUAUAUUCGACGAAGAUGACCAUGGCUACCCUGACUGGACCCACUCACUCUUUGACGAUGACAAUUGUUACAACGACGACGACGAGGAUGGUCGUGACGAUCGUGAUGAUCUUGACUCGCUCGUCGAGCCAUCAGUCAUCGAGAUCAUCAGAAGCAACCGUGAGGUUGAAGGUUUGGAGUUCAACAUGGACGAUGAGAUCGACCAGGCUUGUGAUAUGUUCAUAAAGAGGUUUCGCAAGCGGAUGAACCGGAGCUUUUAGUGAUCCUGUUUUGUUUUCUUGCUUGAUGCCAGGAUGAAGAUAAUGUACUUCUGACAAAUUGAGUGACAAUAUAUAGAAGGUGGGUCAGAUACCGAGAUGUAGUAAGCUGGGGUAAGAAGACAUGAACUUGUUUUGAUGAGCACCACCUUUUGUGGUGUCACAAAGUGUUUUCUCUAAUGACAAUAUAAAAUAUAUUCUUCUUCCAAUGAAAUUUAGGAAUGCUUUGCUAGCACCCUUGUUCUAGUGUAUCCAGGCCAUAUGUUUUCUUUCUGAUGUACUAGCUGAAAGCGACGGAUAAACUGGAUUAGUUGAGCAUCUG
Molecule: messenger RNA, 1297 nt
Organism: Phragmites australis (common reed)
Lineage: Eukaryota; Viridiplantae; Streptophyta; Magnoliopsida; Poales; Poaceae
Exons: 2
Coding region: 1-978 (325 amino acids)
Source: RefSeq, a predicted model, not a curated record